AUGGAGAGGGUGAAGAAGAAGAUGCUGGGGUCACCAGCCAUGGUGCUUCUCUUCCUUGGUUUUGCUGUGCUUCUCAUGGUCCCAGAGGUCUCAGCUAAACGGUGGCUGGUCGGUGAUGGCAAAUUCUGGAACCCCAAUGUUAACUACACUGUAUGGGCCAGGGACAAGCAUUUCUACAUUGAUGACUGGCUCUUUUUUGUGUAUGAUAGGAACCAGAUGAAUGUGCUAGAAGUGAACAAGACGAAUUAUGAAAAUUGCAUUGCUGAGCAUCCAAUCCACAAUUGGACCACAGGAGCUGGAAGAGAUGUGGUUCCUUUGAAUGUGACCCGUCAUUACUACUUUAUCAGCGGCAAUGGGUUCUGCUAUGGCGGCAUGAAGUUAGCCGUUCGUGUUGAAAAGCUACCACCUCCACCCAAAGCUGCCCCUGAAAAAGCUGGGGCACCAAGCCUUUCCUCUAGAGGGGCCAUUCUUCUCAUGCCUGUUGUUUUUGCCAUUGGAGCAGCAUGGGAUGCAUUCAUUUAUUCACGGUAAUUGGCAGUGUUAUUCCAUGAUAUUCAGACCACAAUUCACAUCCUGAAAUAAUCCCAAAUGGGUGAUGUUCAUGUUGUGUUUCACAUUUUUUUUCUCCUUCUUUUAUUUUGCUGAAGGUAAUUGUUGUUUGGAUGGUGGUGAUAUUGGAUGUUGUUGACUUCAAAUAGGUCAAAGGGUGAUGUUUCAAGUUAGGUAGUGCUUGGUGUUUGAUUUUCAAAAUGUAUUGCUGUUUGAUAAGAAAUUAUGUCACCAACCUGUUUAGUUUAAUUUAUUGGAGAAUUCAAAUGCGGAAA
This is a messenger RNA of Lotus japonicus, 824 nucleotides long. RefSeq names its product early nodulin-like protein 17. The record is from RefSeq and is a predicted model, not a curated record. Gene Ontology annotation, cellular component: plasma membrane. The transcript is spliced from 2 exons. Bases 1 to 531 code for a protein of 176 amino acids. NCBI's taxonomy places the organism in Eukaryota, Viridiplantae, Streptophyta, Magnoliopsida, Fabales, Fabaceae. Gene Ontology annotation, molecular function: electron transfer activity.